Ornithodoros turicata is the source of this 10913-nucleotide messenger RNA. RefSeq lists its product as uncharacterized. The transcript has 6 exons. The record is from RefSeq and is a predicted model, not a curated record. NCBI's taxonomy places the organism in Eukaryota, Metazoa, Arthropoda, Arachnida, Ixodida, Argasidae. The coding region runs from base 3830 to 4204 and encodes 124 amino acids.
AGGCGCAGCGCAGCAGUCUUCAGUCUUUACCUGCCCGUGCUGUGGACGUCCCGCUUGGUUGUGUGAAUCACAUAAUUUCAGGAUUGUGUCAAAUUUUUCGAGCGUAGAAACUGAGAAAAGGAUACUCAAGUCGCAAAAGUCAUGCAGGAUUGGGAGUCAUUGAUUCGCUUCGAUGGGUGGAAAUGCUGUUGCGCCAGUGAUGAUGCGGGGUCAGCACACACGAUACAGCAUUUGUUUUCAGCUGUCAUUCAACGAAAGUGCCAAGAUUGCAGGUAUGGUGUGAUAUUCCACUCAACAGUAGUCCGAGUGUAACAUUUACGUGCAGUUUCUGACUGCCUACUGAACAUGUGUAUUUUUGAACAAGAGAUAAACUGAUGUUCUGGCUACUACUACUGGCCAACUACAGCUGGCUAACCUUGGCUAACCUGGCUAACCUGGCUAACCUACUGGCCAACUACAGCUGGCUAACCUUUUCAGUGACUUUCAUCCUUCAUGUGUAUUUUUGUCGUCAUAGUGUGUGGCACACAAACGCGUCUCGGCAUACGAAAUUAUUACGAGAAUUGCUUGUUGACUUCCCCUGCAUGAGACCGGUACACAAGUGCAUGGUGUAGAAGACAGUACAACGAGGGAACAGAGGUAACAACGUUUAAUUUAUUUAUUAAUACUGUAAGCCAAUAUGUGGCCCAAACAGGAAUGGCAUACAUGUUUGGCACAUACUCAACAAUGGACAACUAAACAGAGCUCAGUAAAUUGACCCAUCAAAACACGAUCAUGCACUAUAUCUAUUAAAUCAACUUUUUAUCAACACCACAAGGCAUUCUAUUGAGAACAAAAAUAAAAUUGCUCCACGUUACUUAUAAAAUUACCUGACUCGAAAACUCUUCCGGGCAAUGAAUUCCAAUCUUCUAUCGUUCGAGGAAAGAAACUAUAUUUAAAUGCAUUAGUUCUUGCAAAAAUUGGUGCUAGCAUUUGUUCCCGCUGACUGUGUCGUGUUCUUCUCAACAAGGACGGUUUCAGAGAAUUUGGUAAAUUUAAUGCGACAUUUCCCAUAAGACCCUUACGAAGAAAUAAUAUCCGACUAAUUUUUCGGCGCAGUUCAAGUGUCUGAAUGUUGUUUACCUGCAUCAGCUUACUAGUUAGUCAGUUCUUCUGUAUUUCCCAAAAAUGAAUCUUAUGGCUCUUCUCUGUACCCUCUCCAGUAGUGAAAUAUCCCUUUUCUGAUACGGGUCCCAAACUACUGCUGCAUAUUCAAGUUUUGAUCUAAAAAAUGUGUUAUAUGCGAGUAGCUUUGUUUGUGCCGGUGCAUAUUUAAGUUUCCUUUGUAUAAAUCCUAAUUUCUUCAGGGCUAAUGCACAGAUGUCAGAAAUGUGAUCAGACCACGUUAGUCUACUAUUGAUUGUCACCCCCAAGUAUUUAUACUUCUGUACUUGGGAUAUUUCUUGACUCCCAAGCAAAUAUGGGAACACACUCAGUAACUUUUUUCUUGUAAGUUGCAUCAGUACUGUCUUAUCCAAAUUAAUCUUCAUUCCCCAUUGGCUACACCAUUCUGAAACUGCUACCAUAGAAUUCUGUAAUAAUAAAUUAUCAGCAUGGCUCGUGACCUCCUUAAAAAUCACACAAUCAUCUGCAAAUAGCCUUAUUGAAACACCUUCUGGAAUCACAGUAACAAUAUCAUUGAUAUAAACUAAGAACAACAACGGUCCCAAUACGCUUCCCUGAGGGACACCGGAACUAACAGCACACGUGCCUGAAGGACGAUUACUAAUUUCUACAAACUGUUGCCUGUCAUCGAGGUAUGUUUGGAUCCAUCUCACAACAAAUGCAGGGAGCCCUAAGCUUUCCGAAUGAUAUAACAACUUUCCACGUGGGACUUUGUCGAAGGCUUUGCAAAAAUCCAAGAACAACACAUCUAAUUGACCACAUUUGUGUAGUACACUGGAAAAUUCAUGUACAACAUCCACAAGCUGAGUGACAGUUGACGUAUUUUUUCUAAAGCCAUGCUGAUAUUCGGACAAAACAUUGUGGUCACUUAAGAACUUCUGUAUGUAGACAACAAGAACGUGUUUCAAGUAAUUUGCAACUAGUACUAGUAAUUGACACCGGCCGGUAAUUGCUGACAAGUAACUGAUCACCUUUUUUGUGAAUAGGGACUACACGUGCCUUAAGCCAAUCACCAGGUAAAACACCUGUAGAUAAUGGCAAGUUAAAAAUAAUGUUAAUGGAAGGGUCCUGGUCACGGCACCAAGAUGAGACAGGACAGAGAGGGAUGACGAUGUGUUUAUUCCGUUGAAAGGAACUACAGGUUUUCCCUGCGAUUUUAAUCCAAGUGCCAGCUAAAUUAAUCCACGUGCCAUGCAAACUUUAUGGGGUACGGAUUAAUUUCGCUGGCACUUGGAUUAAAAUCGCCGGGAAAACCUGUAGAAUGAACGCGAUGUCUGUCACGCGAGUGUCACAGACAGUGACUGAUCAUCUUCUUUGUUGGCAAUAGAAUGUUGACAUAACAUUCAACACAUUGUUUAUUUCGCCUGUUUUCUAUUUCCAUGAACUGCAGGUAGCGGACAUCCACUUCUUCCUCUUCGCUGCACUGUCCAUCCCAGAGCAAUGGAAAUGGUGCCACUGUAGACAAUAGUCACAAAUGACGCUGUCACAUCCGUCUGGUGUAACUUUACAUGCUCCACGUGUCCAGAUGUCAAGUUCUCUCUUUCUUUGACAAACUUCUCCGACACCCCCGUGCUGUUCAGGUGAAAAUCGAGUUGAAUGAAUCGUCGCAGUCCCAAGCGCAGUGUUGACCAUGGCCAAGUCAAGCAGGGAUCCUGACUACGCAUUCCUGGAUCCCCUCUCUGGAAACGUCACACGGACGAGGCCAAUCACUGCGCGGCCUUUGACAUGGAGAAUACCAAUCACGGAGCGGCCGGAGGGGCCUUGGUAGCCUUGGCAACCGACAGGUGGGCGGGCGAGGCGGAAUGCUAGGGGACGGCGUCUUCUCUGUUACCAGCUUGUGGAAUGUUGUUUCUGGUUAACGUUGAACGUGUUCGUACAGCCAGGAGCGUAACGCCGUGUUUCACGUAACAUGGUUACGUCUGCACUCACACUGGUUAACUCAUUCCAGAAGUAAGAGUUGUACCAUUGUAAGGAGAAUGGAAAGAAAUGGACGUUGACCGAGAUAGGUGUUCCUUCUUGGUCAGUGACUGUAGGAUUGCUCCAAAUACGUCAUGACAAAGCCAAUAUUCAUCUACCUCUCCACAAGUAGCUAACUCCACAUAGUAGCCUGCUGCUUCACAGCAACGUCAGCACUACCUUGUGGGUGUACACAUUACACAAUAUGGUGCGUUUCGCUGUGGUAUGGUAAGUGUCUUGCAAUAUGUGUAUAUAUGUACGACGGGUGUUCAAGUCAAACCGGGACUUUUUGGCUCGUGAGUGUACAAAUGGCUCGCGCUACUUCUUUUUCAUCAUUUUCACACGCGACAGGCCUCCGUGUUCCCCACAUGGUGGUCCUAGGUUUCUGCAAAACAAGGUCAUGGCCACGGUUUUCUGAGACCGGGCUGGCGUUGUUCAUGUUGAUUUUCUGCCCAAUGGCACUGCCAUCAAUAGUACAUAGCGUCGAAGCAAGAGCGGCCGGACCUCAUCACCAAAAGAGUCUUCCUCGUACAGGACAAUGCAUGCCCGCAUACUGCGCAUCUCACGACACACACCUUGCAGGAACUUGGCUGGGAGCUGCUGCCACAUCCCCCUUACGGUCCAGACCUCACCCCCAGCGAUUUCUGUCUCUUUGGGCCACUGAAGCCGUUCCUUGGGGGCCGCCACCUCAGCUGCGACAACGAGGUCAAGAAUGCUGUCCGAUCAUGGCUGCAUCAGUGUGACCACAGCCCUUGAGCUGUUGCGUUGUGGACGGCCGUCUCCAGUUUCUUGGCUCUCAUCAGCACAGCGUAGGGAUGUGACGCUCUCUUGGGUCGGCACAAACACUGUGUCUCAGCAAGACAUCAAUGUUCCAGGGUGUUGGCAACACCUCUGGAAGCUGCAGUGCAAAGCCAGCGAAGGGAGUUCCUGUGCAAUCCGCGGGCCUUCAACUUCAACCGCCGACUGGUCCACCUUUGCCGGAACUCCACCGACCUCCGCUACCUGGACCACGGAUUCCCCCGACGUCGACCAACCCAGGUCCUUGCAGCUGACGGCCUCUGUCCAAACUUCGAGGCAGUUCGGAUGAUCAGCCGACACUGACUGUUCCGGAUCCAGUAUAUGGCCUACCCCUCAGGAGGCAACUGCCCUGGAACGACGAUGGCAGACUACAAGACCAUCGACGCUGGACUGACCAGCUGCCGGUUACGCUUGUGCGACGCAGCUGGCAUAAGUGCAUCGGUAUUUGUCAGCAUGUGGUCGAAACGAAACCUCACUGAAGUUGGAUGGCGCUAUCUUUCACGCAAGAAACGGAAGUUGGAUAUGGGCUAUCGUGAAUCACCUACGAAACACAAGAGCAUGACAGAACUCAGUGCUUCCUCGAGGACUUUUCAGACAUUGGGGACACAUCCCUAUAAAUCUACUCAUCGUUGAUCGACGUUGUGUGUUUGUGUGUGUGUGUGUGUGUGUGUUGGUGGACAGUAGGCCUUCAGAACAUGUAAGUGGUGAGUCAGAUUUCUCCUCUUGUUGUUUCUAUGUCUUGCUAGCAAUUUUCAACUGCUUGGGGCCCCGUCCACCGCUUGUACAGAAAUCUUAAGGUAAGCUGAAGUACUAAGUAGUGUAGAAGUUGAGGAAGUAAUAACUGGGGCGAUGAGAAGCGCCACCGCUAACUUCCAAAAAUGCGGUGAUGAGAAGGGGUGCCCACGACAUGGUCGAUAUAAUGGUUAUCUAGUAGAUCGUGUACUUGGCAUUUAUAAUUCGAUACGUGCCCGUGAGAUGGCGCUGAUGGCAGGCAACAAGCAGACCCGUAUAUAAACACCGUACAUAAGCUGUAUAUAAACAUAUAAACAGAGCCGUAUAUAUAUACGGCUCUGGCAACAAAACGAUAAAAGCGCGAAGGAUCAUUGCCAGGCUCUCACAGCUCCCCAUAGAGCCCAUAGUUCGAGAUAAUUCACGCAACACUGGGCGUGCAACCAAUGAAAAUGAACUAUGAUGCCUACCAUUCGGCCAAUCAGGAGUCUCUCAGUUUGGCUCGCUUUUCGGCCAGGUACUGGCUACCAUCGGCUUUUACUUUUACUGGUUUUCAUGCCCGACACUCGUUAUUCCGUAUUCUAGAACUACUAGGCAAAGGUUGGACAAAAUACACAUUUAUUUGAAACAUCGUUGACUCAAUAGUCUGACACAAAUAUUCGCCGUGCGUAGAGUCCAAAUCGUUGCACUCGUUGACCAAGUCCGAACUCGCAAAACGCAUACUCCCAGAAGCGAGCGACGCGCACACGAGUGCAUGCGAUUUCACGGUUAGCAUCUCCUUUCGUUGAUCGCAGUGCGAAGGCUUCAACGAAGCGGGAACCGCUAGUCGCACGGACACCGAAUCCUGUCUCCGUUGUGACUGCAUUUGCUCACAAGUGUUCCUCAGGCGUCAGCUCACCACUGCAUUCCAGUUCUGAACUCGAGAGACUGUUCGUACGUAGGAUACUUCUGUCGGGAAACAUCACAACACGCGCUGAGUCACUUCGACACACUAACAAAUGUGUGACUUCUCUUUGAACAAUGCGGUCAUACGUUGCUGUCAACUGACAUCGUCGAGACGCGAGACGCCGCAAGGCUCCAACAGCUCCGCAUAGUUUGAGAUAAUUCACACAACACUGGGCACACGACCAAUCAGAGUGCAACGUUGUAGAAAUUAUGCAAUGCCAGUCGGCCAAUCAGGAGCCUUAACUUUGGCUGACCUUUCGACCGGUUCUGGCUACCAUCGACUUCCGGAUUUCACGCCUACCGCCGUUACCAGAUAUUCAAAAUAACUGAAGCUUCUUUUGGCUAAAAUAAAUAUUUAUUUGACACAAAGCACUGAAUCAAAGAUCUGAUACAUGGGUGCACUGUGAAUACAAAGUCUACUGCGUUGCUGACGCACUGUAACUAAGUUCGAACUUGAAGCAAAACGAAUACAGCUCUCGAAAUCCGACGAGGCCCGCGCGUGUUCUUCACUCUCCAACCGCUCCAACUCACGAAGCAUUCCAGUUCCGGAGUUGAUAGACUGUUCGUGGGAUAAUAGUCGUGUCCAGGAACAGCACAACACACGUUGAACCACAUCGACGCAUGAAUUAACAAGCGAACACUUAUAAACUGUUCUGCCGAUUGACAUCACCAAAACACGGAACACAAGAGGACGCCUUGCCGGCCGAUUUUAUGAUGAGCAUCUUCUUUCGUUGCUUGCAGAGCGGAAAAGGCGCUUGUGUGGCACGUAAUCGUAAUUCUGUCUUUGUUGUCAGGCCUCAAAAUCCGACGGCGCCCGAACGCGUUCUUCACGCUCCAACCGCUCCAGCCCACGAAGCAUUCCAGUUCCGUAGAUGAUAGACUGUACGUGGGAUAAUAGUCGUGUCCAGGAACAGCACAACACGCGUAGAAUCACAAACUGUUCUGCCGAUUGACAUCACCGGAACCUGGAACACAAGAGCGCACAAGAGGACGGAUGCCGUACCGACCGAUGCGAGCUAUUUCAAAACUAUGCUGAAACGGCCGCCGGGACGCUUCACACACAUGCGCGCGUACAAAAUGCGAUUUCAAAACGUUGUAGACCAAUCGGAGCGUGCGCACAGUCUGGGCCAAUGAGCUUGCAACGUUGUAGAUUGGCGCAGUGGUACAUACUCUACAGCCGCAUCCUCGGUUACAGGGUGCGUCCGAAUCACGGAGGAGAAGUAAGGAGAACGAACUCUGCCGAGCCGCCGUUGAGAAAGCGUGGUCUCGAUUCCUCGAGUCUAAUUGUGGCCGCGGCGCUCGCGCUCCGUCAGGUACAGAGCCUUGUAUUAAAAGGGAGUCUGGCCAUUGGGAGGAGUCACAAAAAGAGGCUCGACCUGUCAAUCACAAUUUCGCUCCUCUGAUUGGUUUGCUUUUUACCAAGGGAGUCGCCAUGACACCAUACUGCCACCCAAAAUGGCGACGAAGACAAACGCAGUGAAGCGGGGAUUUCGUGACAAACAAAAUUCACAGACUAACCUGAUUUUAUGCUGCAAAUAUACAUCCUAAUAUAAGUUUCUCGGAAAUCAGUUUCAACUUAUGCUCAUCCAUCGAUAUCUAGCUGAAAAUAAAAUACCCGGUGCAACGCUUUGAGCAGCAUGCUUGUACAGAAGUAACUUGAAACUGAACACCAAAGCGAUAGUGUAUAAUGUAGAAGUAAUGUAUUGUUCAAGAUUUCAGUGUUCGUCAACAUAAACUAGAGACUAGAUCCCGACUUUACUUUGCAGUUCCCAAAAGCUAGUGAUUGGCAUGCAUGACAAGAUAUAAGAAACUAAGUGCCAGAACCUUCGGAACCGCGCCGUGUCCCAUCAUCAGAGCGUCCCGCCCCUCCUUGCACUCACACACACAAAGGUCUCUUAACUGCUUGACACGUACGGAGAUAAAACUUUCUCAGUCCCAGCUUAUGCAACGACCCACAUAACGCGCGAUUCCGGAAAGAUCGCAUCCGGCGACUUUCGAUUACACAGCUUCUAACUUUCUUUCCUCCAUACCACUCAAAUGUGGCUCUUCGGAACAACGUUUGCUUCCUUUGGGGUAUGUUAGUGUGUUAGCGCAGCGGUCAAAGUACGCGCGCACCACAGAGAGAAGGGCACGAUACCCGAGACGGCCGGGGAGAAGCGACAGAGGAUUCUGUCGGAGUCGUUCGACACUACACCUUUGGCAAUGUAAGACGUUUGUCUUACGUAUUAAAGUUUCGUUUGUUUGUUUUUUCUUCUUAUUUCCGAUUCCAUUUUUAUCGGACAGGUAGCUUCCAUCUAUGAGACAAAAAGCAGAAACCGGAAAAAAAAAAUUAAUUGUAGCUGACCAGAAAAUAUUAACUCGUUACUGGAGACACCGUUGUUUAUCAAGAGAUAAACUGAUGUUCGAUCCCUACAGCUGGCUAACCUUUUCAGUGACUUUCAUCUUUCGCCGUUGUUUAUGCUUAUCAAGAAACAUUCGUUUUGAACGCUUUUUAGUAGAGUAUUCGAGCACAAACGGCGCCUUGCCGUGCAGGCAAUUUCGCGGAGCUAGUACCGGAGCAGAGCCGUAUACCGGAGGGAACGCGAGCGCCGCGGCGAACAAUUGACUCGAUAAAUUGGGACGUCGUUUUUCAGCGGAGUUCGGUCUCCUUACUUCUCCUCCGUGGUCCGAAUAGUGUGAGAUGCGUCACCGCAUACCGCACACCGGAAGUGCCGCCAUAAUGGUGCGCCAUCCGAAUUCUCCAUAGGCGCCGUAAACAACGAGAUUUGGCCGAGGCAGACCAACAAUUAGGGACGACACAGACAAGUAAGCCUCAAACGCCCAGAAAUUGUGCGUCACAGAAGGCGCACUUUGGGAAGUCUCCUCCGAUGCAGACUUCGCGGAGUGUGUUUCGCGUUUCCCGCUUCUGCCGUGUUUCGGGGGAGGGCGCGUUCGUCGAACAGCUUAGCAGACGACAGUUUUCGGCGGCUGGUGGCUCUUUCGUUUGCAAAAAUUACCAGUUCUGACGAAUGGUACUUACCUGAAGUUAGAGCAGGAAAUGACGGCAUACCACGAUAAAUGGGCAUACCGCGAAGGCGAAACAGAGCGGAACAAUUACGCUUGUGAGUUUAGUCUCUCAUAUGGGAUACGUGUUAGCACUAAACAUUUGAUCCUUCGCUCUUUAGUUAAUUUUAAAGCGACACGAGUUUUCGCACCUCUCCACGGGAAUGAGAAACGCAGGAAGAUAGGCUGGAAGGUCUGGAAAAUCGGGAUGAAGACACAUAAGAUGAGGUGAUCAGUGAUAAGCAACCCGGGAGACGCCGUCGCUGCCUGUCCCCAACAAGUAUUGAAGUAGGAAUGUUCGACAAAACACGACGUUUUACGGAGCAGACGGAACUUGUUUAACGGUUUUAUGAUUUAUUUGCGAAUAGAUUAAUAAAACUACACACAAAUGCUCCCCGUGCGGGAUUGUCGCUUUCAGCCUUGGAUAAGUUGUCAGAACACAACCGUUGCUCACGAGGCUGCAUGAUGGGUGUCGUGCACGAUUGCAGGGUGCCUUGGGCAGGAUAAACGUGCAGCAAGCCGAUCUAACCGUGGUUGAGCCAUUCGACUGCAGUCGACUCAACCGUGGUUGAGAAAGCUAGUGUAACUAGGGUAUAAUACCCUAGUUACACUAGCUUCUCUUCCGGAGUGCUCCUUCUGGGAACGUUACUACGCUCUGCUUACUUUUCGUCCUUCCGUCAGUUGUCGUGUACGACUUCUACACACAUUGUCUGGAAUGUCUACCUCACUCUCUCUGCGCAUGUAGGUAAACUGCAAGACAAAUGAAAACGCCAUAACUGCCUCGGUGUCCGCGCUGAAUUCCGAGAAAUUAUUGUCGUCUGCUACUACGUCCGAUUUUGCAGCACCUCAUGCAAUGCGCCGUCUGGAGUCUUUUCUAUUAAAUAUACGUUGCGGACGAUCGGCACCAGAUGGCGAGCGUAGCUGUGCUCAGGUGUGCUCGUCCGUAUCACCGUCACCGUGGUCCGAAUACUUUGGCUGGAAGGCGCACAUGUGACGCACACUAUGACGGCAUAUGCGACGCAUCACUAUUCGGACGCACCCCAGGGGCUGGCAGAGGAGGACUGACGCCGCUGCCACUUCUCUCCCUUCUCUUCUCGUAACUCCUCGCCAGACAGGACACGCAGCCCGCGAAAGAAUGCUCUUUUGAAACUUUGCCAACCAAUAGCGGAGAGCGCAAUGUCCUUCGGCCAAUGGGUAUCAACUAUGAUAUUUCCCUUUCCCUAUAUAUCCCUUUCCGUAGACACAACCACGGUUUCGCUGAAAAUGGGCUCACAGUUGCUGCAUUGCCGAAGAUGCUCAGCUAGCUCGUUGAGCUAGUGUAGUGUUGAGCUCGUUGACGUGUGUCUAGGGAAAGGGAUAAGUGGAAAAGACUUUUGAAAGAGACGGUGGCGAUAACGCAACGUGGGAACAGUGUAAAUAGGCCAUCCUUUAUCCCUCUCCCUCCCCUCCGGGAGUUGUUAGGUAUUUAGGAGGUUUGUGUGUUAUUAAAUCAUUACUGUGUCUGAGAACUUUUGUGCUUGUCUUCGUGUCCCGUGUCUCUCGGUUAUUCGUUCCUUCAUCAUCAUGCACCAGUUAGUCUGCGCCCUAUCUCUUUUAUCGAUCAACUAUGAUGCCUGACAGAUUAAUACCACGUGCAUAAUGUAAAAACCCCGAGACUUGGGCAACUAGGGAACACGAAGUCUCAAACACAGCUUUUUUUUUUUUACAGCAUUUUUUUUCAUUGUCAUACCACGUGUUUAUGACGUGAAAACAUUUUUUUAGAGCCGGGAAGAGGGGCGCUAUGGGCCUAUGGGGGCCUGGUAUUAAUUCGUCAGGCAUCAUAGUUGAUACCCAUUGUCCGAAGGACAUUGCGCGCUCCGCUAUUGGUUGGCAAAGUUUCAAAAGAGCAUUCUUUCGCGGGCUGCCUGUUGCCUGGCUGGCGAAGAGUUACCGGAGUUACGAGAAGAGAAGGGAGAGAUGUGGCAGCGGCGUCUCACGUCUCGACGAUGUCAGUUGACAGCACCGUAUGACCGCAUUGUUCAAAGAGAAGUCGCAUGCACUCGUAUGAGCGUCGCUUGCUUCUGGGAGUAGAGUGUACGUGUGUUUUGCGAGUUCGAACUUGGUGGGCGAACGCAACGAUUUGGACUCUGUACGCACGGUGAAUAUUUGUGUCAGGCUAUUAAGUCAACCAUGUUUGAAAUAAAUGUGUAUUUUGUCCAAACUUUGCCUAGUAGUUCUGGAAUACGGAAUAACGAGCGUCGGGCAUGAAAACCAGUAAAAGUAAAAGCCGAUGGUAGCCAGUA